ACUCGCGGAGCCCCGCGCGAGCGGUGAAAACCUCCGUGGGUUCGCUGAGCCCGUUCAGGUCGCGUGAGAGUCCGCACGCUCGCGCCGAGUUUAACGGGGAUGCUCACGCGCGCGAACCUGUCGCUUGGGCCGUGACGAGAGAGGACCAAACAAAACACACAGAGCAGAACAAAUCAGAAGCAGAACAGAAACAGAACUACUUUUUUUCGGUUGUUGUUGUUUGUUGCCGGGGAUCUUGCGGUUGUCGGUGCAGCUCUGCGGCUGUUGUUGUUGUUUUUGUUGUUGUUUAUUGUCGUUGUUUUUUUAAAACCCCUUGUUUGGGUUCGUUUCGUCUCUUCAUGACUGGGAGCGAGUCGCCGCCGACACCACCAUGCGAGCCCAAAUUGAAGUUAUACCAUGCAAAAUCUGCGGAGACAAAUCCUCAGGGAUCCAUUACGGGGUCAUCACGUGUGAGGGGUGUAAGGGUUUCUUCAGGAGGAGUCAACAGAACAACGCCUCCUACUCCUGCCCUCGCCAGCGCAACUGUCUGAUCGACAGAACCAACCGGAACCGCUGCCAGCACUGCAGACUGCAGAAAUGCCUCGCUCUGGGAAUGUCCCGCGAUGCGGUGAAGUUCGGCCGUAUGUCUAAGAAGCAGCGGGACUCGCUGUACGCCGAGGUGCAGAAGCACCAGCAGCGCCUGCAGGAGCAGCGGCAGCAGCAGCAGACGGGCGAGGCCGAGGCCCUGGCCCGGGUCUACUCCACCGGCCUGUCGUCCGGCCUGGGCAGCCUCGGGCAUGACCUCGGCAGCGCCUACGCCAAUGGCCACCUCAUAGACAUGCCCAAGGGCCAGGCCAACGGAGCCCCGCCCGGCUACUACGGCAUGGACUCCACCCAGCCCAGCCCGGACCAGUCCGGCCUGGACAUGGCCGGCAUGAAGCAGAUCAAGCAGGAGCCGAUCUACGACCUGACGCCCGUGCCCAACCUCUUCCCCUACAGCUCGUACCAGGACAGCCAGCUGGCACCCGGGGUCUCCAUGGGGGAGCUGGAUCGCAUCGCGCAGAACAUCAUUAAGUCCCACCUGGAGACGUGUCAGUACACAGCCGAGGAGCUUCAGCAGCUUGCCUGGCAGACGCACUCGUACGAGGAGGUCAAGAUGUACCAAAGCAAGUCGAGGGAGGUGCUGUGGCAGCAGUGUGCAAUCCAGAUAACUCACGCCAUUCAGUACGUGGUGGAGUUCGCCAAGCGCAUCACCGGAUUCAUGGAGCUCUGUCAGAACGACCAGAUACUGCUGCUCAAAUCAGGUUGUCUGGAGGUGGUGCUGGUCCGGAUGUGCCGGGCGUUUAACCCCCUCAACAACACGGUUCUGUUCGAGGGGAAAUACGGAGGCAUGCAGAUGUUUAAAGCACUCGGCUGUGACGAUCUCGUUAGCGCAGUGUUCGACUUCGCGAAGAGCCUGUGCUCUCUGCAGCUGACGGAGGAGGAGAUCGCCCUGUUCUCCGCUGCUGUGCUCAUCUCCACAGAUCGGCCCUGGCUGAUGGAACCUAGAAAAGUACAGAAGCUCCAGGAGAAGAUAUAUUUUGCUCUCCAGCACAUUAUGCAGAAGAACCACAUGGAUGAGGAUGCACUGGCUAAGCUGAUUGGUCGGAUCCCCACACUGGCUGCACUGUGCACUCUGCACACGGAGGAGCUGCAGGCCUUCCAGCAGUUACACCCUGAGACGGUCAACGUGCUCUUCCCUCCGCUCUAUAAGGAACUCUUCAACCCUGACGCUGCCGGCGUCAUGCCCAAGUGAUCCCCCGCCACCCUGUACACACUCAGACACACUCACACUCGCACACACUCGCCUACAGGACACACCCUCUCUCCGCGAAAGGACAGGAAUGACUGCCAGCUCCUGCGGCCGAGGAGACGGAGAGACACACACACCUCUGCUCACGUCGACAGCGCGCCAGCGGUCGAGUCGCGCGGUCCCAGCGUCCGAGACGCCGUCCAGCAAGAGAACAGCGACCGCUUCUACAGGAAUGUCCUGCCCGUCAAAAAAUCCCACUCUGAUUUCACCGAUUCAGUCAAAAGAAUGUAUAUACGUACCUGUUAGAGAGGGUGCGCUCCAGGACUGACCAGAAAUGUACAGACUUUAGAGCAUUUUAAGCUGUCUUUUAAUGGGGUAAGUUUGUUUCGUUUGUUUUAUACGAUAUUGUGAUAUUGAAAAGGGGACGAGGGUUGGAUUUUUCCAAGACGAUAAAAUAGCAAUUCCAUAGUUUGGAGAGUAUUCCAGUAUUAAAUCUUCUUCUUGUUUAUAUUUUAGUCAAUAAUUUAUAAUCAGCGGCCCGGGAAAGGCUGGCGUUUUGUCCGUGUACAUUUCUUUUUCCUUUUUUUUUUUCUUUCCUGUUCUGUUUUGUAGUUUUACCUGUACAUAAUUUGUGAAGCUUAGACAAUAUUGUAAAAGUAUACUGAGCGGGGGGGGGCACUCUUUGCAUUUUGGUAUGUUUAAAAAAGCCUUGUCUGGGCUAUGUAGAUAUGUACAGACGGUAAAACAAAGGUUACCCUUAGAAACUAUGGAAAUGUAAAGGAUUUUCUAAGAGAAUUGAGAAUUUCAUGAGAAUUGAUAAUGGUAACUUUUUUUUGUUUGUUUUUCUUUUUUUUUCCAUGAGAAGAUACAGAGAUAUAUAUAUAUAUAUUUUGCAAAAUGAAUACGGCUGAUCUCGUUCCGUCCUGUCAUUCAGUUCACUGCAAUAAUGCUGUUGAACAAUCAGAGUAUAGUGGAGUAGGCGGGGUUUCAGUGGGAAGGCCACAAAAAUAACUAGCGGCUACUUCAACCUCAAUUUUUCUUUGUCUGUAAACAGAGAUGAACUGUCAAAUCCCAACACACAAGGAAGCUCAGUAAAAGUUGGUCUGGUUCAGAAGUAUCAGUAUCACUUUACUAUUUGAAGAAUUAUACUGCUUAAAAAUUAAGGGAACGCUUAAAUCACAUGUUACCCAGUGAACAUUGAAAGAAUUGAAAUCUCUCCUCCGUGAUUUUAAGACGGGGAGAUAUUGGGAAACACAUAAACCUUCUAAUGAUAGCAUGUAGGGUUUUGGAUGUCUUGAACGUGCCAUCAUUUCUACCAGUAGUGACAAAACUGACUUUAGCCUAAUCCAGAUGGGAUUAGUUUCUCUGGGGGAUCUGGGGUAACUUUCACUUUUAUGGGGUUUUUUAUCCUCUGUAAUUUUAUUUCUGUCCAGAACAAUCAUGUAUGUGUUUUUCUCAGACGUACUCUAAAAAUUACAGGCUGAAUUUUGACUUAUCUACUGUUUUUCUCUGAACUUUGUGGUCCUCCAGUAAUUUUAGUCCUGUCUAGAUGCACAUCUCUAAAUUUCGUCUCCUUGCAUUUAAUAAAAUAGCUAUUUGUCCACUGCCGCGCACCGUAAUUACAGUUUAGGCGCAUGUUUGGACACAGCUCACAGACUCCUUUCUAUACAAACUCCCACACUUUGUAGUUGUGAACUGUACUUCUGAGUUGUUAAAAAAAAAUGUUCAAAUUGGUCUUCACCCCAAACUGAAAUAAGAGUCAGUGUCUCUUCUCUGUUUCAGUGUCUUUUAGAGCACUUAGACACCAUUAUCGUGCUCCAGGUGAAAAACCUGAUGUCACCUAAAGUCAUGUGACCGAGAAAGCAAAAAAAAAAACUCACUGGUCCUCCUGUUUUUUAAACUGCAGUCUGGAUGCAGGAGUUUUAUCACUGAGUAGAAGUGUGAAAUCAUUUUUACACACGUCCCCCAGAGAAACUAAUCCCGUCCACAUAGGGCUUUUUUGUUGUGUUCUCCUGUGAUAAGUCAUAAGUGUUCCCUUUAUUUUUUAAGCAGUGUACUUUAUUAAGUAAAAGUAUUAAUAAUGUUACCUACAUAACACCUUCACAAGCCUUUUAGGACUGAUAUUAUGAAAUUAAUAAGGCAUUCACAAUCAGUUGUCAUAAAAGGUUACAACAAUCAACCAAUGCUUGUUGUAAUCAUCUCUAAAAAUCUAAAAUCUAAAAAUGUAUGAAGGUUUAUGCAGGUGUUGUGUAGCUCUAUAACCUCGUAGCCACUUUAAGGUGAAGUAGCUCCCAACUUCCCAACUCCAACAGCAGCUGAACUUGCAAUCAAGCACAAUGCAGCACGACUUGAGUCGCAACUUGAAUCACUUCUUUGCAAUAUAUUUGUUGCAACUGUAAACGCAAGCUGAUAGACAAUCAUUUAGCUUUGUAUUAUUUAUUUGAAUCUGUUUGAACCUGCUUUUUUCUUUUCUUCCCCAACAUUUAUUGCAAUACCAAGAUGUUGUGUAAUGUUAUCCACUACACUAUCCAAUACUGUGCACUCGUGUAGGAGAGCAGUGCAGAUCCGAUCCCUGUCCUUGUUUCUCUCAGGCAAAUGCUGUUCCCUCAUGUGCGUCAACUUUAGCUCACGCCUCAAAAAGCUUGUCAUGUUACCAGGAAACAAUUAUAUCAGCAACACGAAUUACAUCAUAAAAUACACCAGAAAAAACCCACAACAAGCCUGACUGUUCUCAAAAAACUUGUGCAAAUAUGUGCAAGAACUAAGGCAAUGCACAAGAAAUUUAAAUUUUCAUUUGAAGUUUUCCUGUGUUAAUUUGUAAAAAAAUCUAAAUAAGAAUAAAUCUGAAUAAAUAUGGUUAAAAACGAUUCUCCACACUCUGUAUAUUGGCUGUAGCAGUCACUAACUGGUACAGGUGUCAAACCUGCUAGAUAUUUGUUGGGGGCUUAUUAGGCAAGAGAGAAACUGGCAAUCACUCGACAAUCAUCACUUGGAUUUUGCUGUUUUAAAAGUUCAGCAUAGCGACUGAGCCAUCACCAUUUUUCUUUUGCUAAAAAGAGUAAAAAAAAUUAGCACCCUGAUGUGUUGUGUAUAAUAAUUAUGGGUGGUUGAUAUGGCACCAUAAUUCAGGGUAUGAUUUCAUUCACCAUAUUCAAAAAUGUUAGCGAUUUCACUAUCCAAUUUCACUAUUCAACAAUUCUAUAUCUAUACCACUCUAAGAUUAAUUGUGGGUUUAUCUGAACACUAGAUAAACUGGUUAACGCAUGCUUUAUAUUUACCACAGUAUGAUCUGUCCAGGACGCAAAGCCAUAGUAUCCUUUCCCAGAUCCAACUCCAAACUCAGCGUUUGAGCGUAUCAUGCAAUCAGAGACAAAAUUACUUUAGGAGUUACGUUAACGAAUACGAGAGCACUUACGAAGAAAUUAGCAAAUGAGCACUUAUUUGUACUCAUUCCCUUGAUGUUACGUUUGAUCAAUUUUUUUCUGUUUUCUUUUCUUUUUUGUGUAGUUAUUUUUUAAUGGUAAAAAGUUCGAGAAGACGUGCGAGCUCUCUGCUUUUAUUUGAUUUUAUUUGAUUUUAUUUUAUUUCGUUUCCAGUUCAAGACAAUCACUUUCAGAUGUGGCCUGAACGCAUCUGUCUCAGGGACUUCAACCUUUCCUACUUUGAACAUAGAAAGAGACUCCUAUUUUGAAAGAGGAAGUAGAGGGGUUAAACUUUUUGAACAUUUUUGAAGGGGCGGGUUUAGGGGCGGGGCAGGGGUUGGGGAUGUUCUAUAAUAAUAUUACCUGAUACCAGAUCUACCCAGACAAGGCUUUGGCACGUGUGUUUGAGAGAGAGAGAGAGAAAGAGAGAAACUGGGAGAGCGUGAGUUUUUUUUAUUUUUUUUAAUUUAAUUUAAUUUUUUUUUUGCAUAUGUGUGUACAAAAGAAAAGAGAUGAAAUGAAUUUGCGAAUCUAAAUUAUUAGCCACUACUUUGCUUUGCGAAAGCCCCGCGUGUGUGUGUGUGUAUAUAAUGGAUAUGGAUCUGUCUCAGAAGCACUAGCUAGGGAGAGAAAGAGAGAGAGAGGUUAAAAAAGAAAAGAUAAGAUAGAGUACUGUAAGUAUUAUUAUUAAUAUUAUUAUUAAUGCGUCUCCUCCAAUUAAACGGAUCUCUGUGUAUAAGUUAGAUUAUUUAUAGACUGUGAGAAUAAGCCGAAUAAGCUCCCUUAUCCCAAGCUGUUUUCAAGUGAAAGACGAAAAAAAAACGCUACACUGAAUAUGAAGGAUUUGUCGUUUUUUUAUUUUUUGGCUUAUUUUUGUUAUUUUAUUUCGGUGGUUUUAGACUGUGAAGCGAGGCCGGGAAAAGGGGGUCAACACUGUUUAGGUACUUUAGCAAUAACCUAAUGCAUAACCUACUGUCAUGUUUGCAUUGUAAGAUUUUAUUUUGUAUUGGGUUAUUAUUGGAAUUAUUAUUAUUAUUAUUAUUAUUAUUAUUAUUAUUAUUAUUAUUACUAUUAUUAUAUUACUACUAGCCUAUUGUUGUUCAGUUAUCCUUGCAUGCUGUUUCACGACGAUGGAAAAAAAAAAAUGUGUUUUUGAUCAUGUGAUUCUACGCGAGGGAGGGAAUGGGAGGGGGGGGGACUUUUAUUGUGAAUGUUUCCGGGUAUGUGUUCAGUAGGACUGAACAUAGCUUACCCUGCUCAUUCUACUGUCAUACAUCUGUGCGCACACACAUAUAUAUAUACACACACACACACACACACACACACACAGAAUACGUCAGAAUGAUAAUGAGACACAGGAAUGCCAGCAGUUUUUAAGCAACAAAAUGUAAAAAUAAAAUAAAAAUUAAGUUAUUAAGAGUGGAUUAAGGUGAAAUCAUCUAUUUAAAAUGGUAAACCACAUUUUGUUUUACUAAUAUUUACUGCCUCAUGCAGAAUAUUAAUGUAUUAAAAAAUGAUGCAAUUAAAAAAAUAAUAAUAAGAUUUCUGUUUUUCAGUAAACCGAAAAAUAUUUGCAUAAAUCCGUUCACCACAACUGUUCAGAAAUCAGGUGAAAAUAAGUGGCUAAUAAUUUUUCUCAAUUGAACCAUUUCACACAACAUCCACUCUAAAUGACUUUCUUCACAAAAUUCUUCCUUUUUCUCAAUUAAAUCAGUUACUUAAUUUCCCUUAUAAGGACUUAAACAGACCCUAAUAAUGCAUAGUGAAUAAUGCAUAAAUGGACCCGACAGAUUAAACAUUAGUUACUACAGAUACUAAAGAUGAAAUUACAGUGAUAAAUGAAUCUGCUGCAUUAUGUUAAUCAAAACUAGUCAACGUUUAUUCAAUGCCAUUAAAUGCUCUAAUUUCACCAAAUAUUUAAAACUUAAAACACCUACAAAACCCUCGUCUGGAACCGUCUGAGACCACCUGGUACGAUGCUCAAAGCGCACAAUUAAAAAAAAGCAAACAUUUGAUUUGUUUGAGGGCUGAUGUUGGUACAUGCACAAAUACAAAUGUAACAAGAUUAGUGUUUUUUUUAUAUAUUUAACAGUGGAUUUUACUCAGCAAUUUCAUCCUUAAUAUGCAAAAACAUCAAAUGGUAAUUUCUUUCUUUUUUUUAGCAAUUUUUUUCAAAUGGUAAUUUCCAUCCAAAAAAACUUUUUUUUUCUUUUUUUUCAUUUUAAAAAAGGGGUGCACUAUGACUUUAAACAGUUCUUUUUACGUUUUUAUGCACAUGUCGAUUUUUUUUUUAAUUCUCCAAAUUUUGUAAAUCUUCUAAAUAUGUGCAUUGAUAUCAAAAUAUAACUUUUGAUUUUUUUAAAUGGACAUCUGCCAUUAGUUUUUUCCUAAUAUUUAUAAUUCUUGAAAAAAACAAAACUGAAAUUUAUUUACAUACAUAUUUUUACAGUAAACUAAUAUUUAAUCAGAAAUUAACCUUCUGUUAAUUCACUAUUGACUAUUGACUUUUGCUUUUGUUGCAUUUGAAGCCCUCUUCAAAUAAAUGUGGUCUUUUUUUCUGUAAUGCUGGUCCAGAUGGAUUUAGUCCCAAUUUUCUAACACUUCUAUAACUAAUUUUUAUAAAAAUUAAGCAUUUGAUAAGAAUGAAAGGAUGGAAAUCGAUUUAAAUCUUGUUAAUCUGGCAUAACUGGGGUCCUUUUUUAACCCUAGAACACUAACGUUAAAAUUAAUAUCACCAAUCUUCAUCACUAACGUUGGGUUUACACUGUAUGACAAGUUUUGGAACCCUUCUUUCAUUUUACAACAUCACAUAAAAUAUAAAAAAUAUAAAAGAUACCAUGGAUGAACCUAUAAAAAAGAAGAAAAUUAUUGGAAAAUCAGGUAAUUCUUAACAGAAAAAUAUUAAAUAGAGCUGCUGGUAAUGCCGCUUUGUCUUUGGUCCACCCAUUCUUGAGACAUGUGAGCACCUGUUUUAAACACACAAACACACUAACAUUAUAAUUAAAUUAAAUUACACCCAUAAAAUAUCUUACUCUUCAUCACUAACGACGGAUUAAAAAAUAAUCUAAAUGCAUGCCUCCUUUCAGGAGAAACAGCCAAUCAGCUUGCUGGUUUUGCAGAGCGCAGAGGAGGGUCAGUGUGGGGAAGCCCCAGUUUCCCUUAUUUUUAAAUUCAAAAAACAUAGGUGACAUUAAUGACUUCAAUGAAAGCACAAUGAAAAUCACAUUAACAAAAAUUGUGUGUGAAAGUCACCCAGCGUUAGCGUUCUUGGGUUAAAAAAACUUAAAUUAGUUAAACUCAAACUCAAAAAAACUUCAAUUUAAACUCAAAUUUCUCUCAGAAGCUUCACACUAACUGUAAUGAUCACCUUUUGCUCUUAAAGGAAGCUGCUGUGCUCCCGGUUUAACAAUGCAGUGCUACUUUUAUCCAUUGCAUCAUUUUCUGAACCCCUGCUUAUAGCACUGAUACAACCGUGCAGUACCAUCAUAGUAUCAUCAUAACGAACACAUGGUAACAUGCACUUCUUAUGUCACUGGAUUAGAUAUGAGUUUGUAAUAACAGUCUUCUGUAUGUCAUGGUUGUGUCAGGGUUAUAUCAGGGUUGUGGGCAGGUUCACAGUGAGAGUUUUACUGAUAUUAAACACUGUCUCCAUUACCUCGAUGUCGGCGAAUCUGUAGCAGGAUCUUUUAUUCUGUGAGGCGUAAAAACGUGAAAGACUUCUUUCUCUGUUGUUCAGUUCUAUAAGUGCCAUAGCUUGGUUAAGGUGAAGCUGAAUGGCGAGCAGGCUCAAGGCCACGAUGCUGCAAAGAGCAUCCGGAGCAUGUAGCAGGGUGGGGUUCGGGUGGAGGGGGGGGAUUCUGGGUAAGCAGGGAAUUUGCCAAGUGUGGUAUGUGUAUGUGUAUGUGUGUGAGUGUGUGUGUGUGAGUGCGUAUGUGUGUGCAUGAUCAUGCAUUUAGCUUGGGGUGCGUAGUCCAGGUCCAGAAAUUAAAAAUCCAUCCCAGGAUUUAGUUGGAACUGCCUGGGCGGCUCUUCUGCAGCUUCAAGCUCAUAAUAAAUAAUAAGAACUAUGACAUUUGAAACAGGAGCAUGGUGUAGCACUUUGUGAGAGAGUGUGUGUUAGCGCACGUGUGUGUGUGUGUGUGUAAGUGUGUGUGGGUGAAAGUUCCAGUUCAAUCGAGCUCCUGAAUCGUCUCAUCUGAGUUGUACAUAGCAAGCGAAGGACUUAAGUGAUUUUUUUUUGUUUUGUUAAAGUCUAUAUUUUAUGCUUUUGUAGACAUUUCUUUGUGGGGGAAAAAAAAUAAAGAACAUUUUAUGGAUGCGA
Molecule: messenger RNA, 9514 nt
Organism: Astyanax mexicanus (Mexican tetra)
Lineage: Eukaryota; Metazoa; Chordata; Actinopteri; Characiformes; Acestrorhamphidae
Gene: rorb
Product: RAR-related orphan receptor B
Exons: 10
Coding region: 371-1774 (467 amino acids)
Biological process (GO): regulation of transcription by RNA polymerase II
Cellular component (GO): nucleus
Molecular function (GO): nuclear receptor activity; RNA polymerase II cis-regulatory region sequence-specific DNA binding; zinc ion binding
Source: RefSeq, a predicted model, not a curated record